GACCGAGACCAAAGGAAUACAACAAACAGUCGAGUAGAAUUUGCUUUGAUUGACUCACCGUUCAACAUGCAAAAUAAUUUCACAAUCACCACAACAUGGCAAAAUGAAGAGUUUUUAGGGAAAAUAUCUUUGAAAGAAUCUCUGGAUUAUGAAAAACUUAAUAAAACGAUAAUCGAAUUAUAUAUCAGGGCGAAAGAUUUUGGCAGUCCCUCUUUAAGUACCAAUACAACUGUUAUACUUAAUAUUCAAGCAAGUGAAAACCCUAAAUAUCAUUGCCUUUGUGGAUCAGCUUUGACGUCACUUCUUGCAGCAACAAUGACACCUACAUGUAACACCACUAGAUAUCCUCCAGUACAUGAAAUUGCAGAAAUAGAAAACUUUAUUUUCAGAUACGAUCCAAGUUCUCAUGUAAUGGUUGCAAUAACACAUCAUAAAUGUUAUGUAUACAGAAUGUCAGAUACAGAGUCAGUUGAUGUUCACACUUCCCAUGGUCUCCAUCAACUUGAGACGAAACUUAUUACUAUGGUAGAUAACACAUCUGCAGCAUACGUUACAAUGUCACAUGAUGAAUUAACCGCCCUGAGCAAAUCCUCAGCACGUACGUGUAAUCGCGUUGGAUGGACAACGCACAAAUUAAAUAAAGCAACUUAAGAACGUGGCUUAUCAUUUGUGAUAAUACGUUCUUGUUGACAACUCUUGUAUUGAUGCCAUGGAAAACUCCCUUUGAUAUUGAA
Messenger RNA from Mytilus californianus (California mussel), 734 nucleotides. RefSeq lists its product as uncharacterized. Gene Ontology annotation, cellular component: membrane. The record is from RefSeq and is a predicted model, not a curated record. Bases 67 to 651 code for a protein of 194 amino acids. Gene Ontology annotation, biological process: homophilic cell-cell adhesion. The transcript has 5 exons. Gene Ontology annotation, molecular function: calcium ion binding. Lineage: Eukaryota; Metazoa; Mollusca; Bivalvia; Mytilida; Mytilidae.